Molecule: messenger RNA, 2266 nt
Organism: Physella acuta
Lineage: Eukaryota; Metazoa; Mollusca; Gastropoda; Physidae
Product: sulfotransferase 1E1
Molecular function (GO): sulfotransferase activity
Source: RefSeq, a predicted model, not a curated record
GUGGGGGUAGACUUUCAUGGGGGAAGAGAUGCCUGGAAGAAACUCUGUACACCUGGGGACAGUUGAAGAGACUAUCCCAGGACAGAUACGCAUGGAAAGCUCUUGUCAGCGGCCUAUGCCCCAGGAGGGGUGACAGGAGAACCUAACCUUACCUAAGUCUGUAGUUUGUGUAGAUGAGCUUGGUAGCAUCUUCUGAAAACAUCGCUAAUUUUUUACUUAUUAUUGAAAAAGAUUAUAUCCUCCUAAAAUUGUGACAUAGUUACUAAAAAUUUAAUGAGUCACCUUUCUUUCACAUUACUAGCCCCAGCCGAUUUACAGCGAUCUCCAGAUGUACCUAAAAUGAUAGAUUACCAUUUUUUUUGUUUUAUGUACCUAAUAUUGUACAUUUGUUAUUGAAUUGUUAGUAUUAAUUAAUAAAAAAUUAAGUCUAAGCCAAAGACUUUGUCAUGUGAUAUAGGCCUAUAGUAUAUAGUUAGAUCUAAAAUAAGAAAAGUAUAGGCCUAGAUCUCCUUAUAAUUUAAAUUUAUAUUAUAUAUAAUAGGCCUAAUUAAUUAAUUAUAGUUUAUAGGCCUAGUCUAAUUAAUAAUAUAUUAUUAUUAUAAAAUUAAGCCUAGAAACUACACACCCUACACAGUGAAACAGACAAUUUAUUUAGCAGUUUCAGAAUGACUCAUCUUUAUAAAAAAUUUAAGUUAAAUCCUCAUAUAAUCAACUAUGCAAACACAAUAUUUUAUCAAACUAAAAUACAUGUAUUGCUUAGUGAUUAUGGCUUUCAAAGUGUCAGGAGAGCUCCGUUUUGUAGUAAUUCCAUAAGAUUAGGCAGUGCUUUAAGUGAGAGAAGUGUUCGUAGAUCUCUUCAGUUAUUUCCACAAGCAAAUUUAGAAAAUGGAAGGUUCCAUACCAGAAGGGUCACAAAACAAAUUGGAAUUUGGACUUGGAAGAGGUUUUUCAAAACUUCGCCACAGAGAUUUGGUUUCAAACAGCCGACGCAGAAAAAUCAAAUGCUGUUGCUGUUUACAUACCUUUCUGGGUUGAUCGGAGCUGGUCUUUUAACAGCUAUUGUUUUUCGUCAAUAUUCUCGCAUGUCAAGAAGAGCUCAGGGCGUUGAAGAUAUCAAGAUUGGCCAUUAUGGCAGGAGACCUCAUCUGUUUAGAUACAGAGGCUAUGUCUAUCCAGAUUAUGUCAUCAAUGACCUCAGGAGCAUUCAUCAGUUUGAUAGCAGGGAAGAUGAUGUCUGGGUUGUAAGCUUUCCUAAAUCAGGUACAACUUGGCUGCAAGAAAUAGUCUACCUUGUCCAUAAUGGGGUGGACACGGAGAAAGCUGCCAGUGGAAAUAUAGAAGAAAGAUUCCCUUUCUUUGAGUGGAUCUAUCCAGGAAUAAAGACACUAAACAACAUGGCAUCCCCCCGGCUUCUGAAAACACAUUUACCACUGUCUAUGCUGCCUAAUGACGUGAAGAAGAAAAAACCAAAGAUUCUGUACAUUGCUAGAAACCCCAAAGACGUUGUUGUCUCCUAUUAUUAUUUUAUGACCAAAUAUGUCAUAGAAGACCAGCUGUUUUCUGGCACAAUGGAGGAUUACUGUCAAUUGUUUAUUGAUGACUUGAUAUUUUAUGGUCCAUGGUGGAAACAUGUGAAAGAAGCUUGGGAUCGGAGAGAAGAAGGAAACAUUCUGGUUUUGUUCUAUGAAGACAUGCAGCAGGACUUAAGGAAAGCUGUUUUGGAUGUUGCCACAUUUUUAAACAAGCCUCUGACUGAGACGCAGGUUGAUUUGAUAGUGCAACAUUGCAGCUUCGCCAGUAUGAAGGACAACAAAGCUGUCAACUAUGAUUGGCUCAAAGAUGUUGGUGCAGCGAAACACAAUGAAAAUUUCAUGAGAAAAGGACAGGUAGGUGACUGGAAAAAUCAUCUAAGUCAAGAAGUCAUUGAAAAGUUGGAUGAAGUAGUGGCCACCAAAUUGACAUCAUAUGGCGUGCCUAUUGUGGACACUUUGCCUAGUAAACCAUCUUGAGAUUGUGUGAGAAUUUGAUUAGUUAAAUAAGUCUAGCCAUAAAUAUGUUGUAAUUGUAUGUCAAUAUCAUUUUUAAGUGUAUUUAUAUUAAUUAUAUAGGCAUUUUAGUCAUAUACCUGCAAUAGUACCACUGAUAUAAAACUGUUUUUAUAAGGCAUUUCAACUUUUUAAUUAGAAAUAAUUCCUUAUUUAUAUUAUUAUGAUGUUUGCCUCACAUUUAUAUGUAAAAAUCUAAUUUAAAAUAAAUUUUUUGUAGA